This is a messenger RNA of Lodderomyces oxycetoniae, 579 nucleotides long. RefSeq lists its product as uncharacterized. Gene Ontology annotation, molecular function: poly(A) binding. Gene Ontology annotation, cellular component: cytoplasm. The record is from RefSeq and is a predicted model, not a curated record. Bases 1 to 579 code for a protein of 192 amino acids. Lineage: Eukaryota; Fungi; Ascomycota; Pichiomycetes; Serinales; Debaryomycetaceae. The transcript has a single exon.
AUGUCUCAAGAACAAGUAACGCAGGAAAAAGAAGCUUCUCAACCAGUAAGAAGGGGAUCAACCACCAGAGUUCCAGAAACUGAGGAAGAAAAAGCUGAAAGAUUAGCUAGGCAACAGGAAAUCGACUCGAGGUCGAUAUAUGUCGGUAACGUUGAGUACCAAUCGACGCCCGAGCAAUUGGAGGAAUUUUUCCAUAUUGUUGGUAUAAUUGAGAGAGUUACUAUUUUGUUUGAUAAAUUUUCCGGAUUACCAAAAGGUUAUGCGUAUGUCGAGUUUGAGAAGUUGGAUAGCGUACAAAAGGCUGUUGACGAAUUGCACGGUAAACAGUUUAGAGGUAGAGAAAUCAAAGUUGUUCCAAAAAGGACAAACUUGCCUGGGUUCCGGAAAAGAGGAAGAGGAGGUAGAGGCAGAGGUGGCAGUAGACGCGGCGAUGGAGGAGGCGAUAGAGGAGGCUAUAGAGGCGGCGAUAGAGGCGGCAGGAAACAACCACAACCACAAGAUGAUGCAUCCAAUGGUUUGGUAGAAGAAAAGAAUGCAGUCAACGACUCGAACGAAACGGCUAAAGAAACUGCAAUAUGA